GCUGCGCCCCCUGGUCCCAGCCGCCGCCGUCCGGGCGCGCGCAGCCAGCGGGCGCGACGAUGCCGAGAUGGUCCCGCUGGCGCGGAGCAGGCACCGGGACGCGAGCGCCAAGCCACCGCCGCCCAGCGGGCCGCAGGACGCCGGGGAGCUGGGCCCCGAGCGCGCGCCCCCUUCCGUGGAGUCCAGCGCCCACCAGGGGCCCCUCACCGAGCACUCCGCGCCGCCCGCUGGGGCCGGCCUGGGGGGGCGCCUGGCGGCGCUGCGCGGGGCGCUGGGCCUGCGGUGGGCCGGGCGCGGGGGGCGCUGGGCCACGCCGCUGCUGGCUGCCUUUGCAGCCCUGUUACACUGGAACCAUAUAACACAUCUCUUUGAAAAUGACCGUCAUUUUUCUCACCUCUCUACAUUGGAAAGGGAGAUGGCUUUUCGCACUGAAAUGGGACUCUAUUAUUCUUACUUCAAGACCAUCGUGGAGGCACCCUCAUUUCUGCACGGGGUGCGGAUGAUCAUGAAUGAUAAACUGACAGAAUACCCCCUCAUCAUCAACACACUGAAAAGGUUCAAUCUGUACCCUGAGGUAAUCUUGGCCAGCUGGUACAGGAUUUAUACUAAGAUAAUGGACUUAAUGGGUGUUCAAACCAAGACCUGUUGGACAGUUACCAGAGGGGAAGGACUCAGUCCUAUAGAGAGCUGUGAAGGAUUGGGAGAUCCUGCUUGCUUUUAUGUUGCUGUAAUUUUUAUUUUGAAUGGACUGAUGAUGGCAUUGUUCUUCAUAUAUGGCACCUAUUUAAGCGGCAGCCGAUUGGGAGGCCUCGUAACGGUGUCAUGCUUCUUUUUCAAUCAUGGAGAGUGCACCCGUGUGAUGUGGACGCCACCUCUCCGAGAAAGCUUCUCAUACCCAUUCCUUGUGCUUCAGAUGUUGCUUGUGACUCAUAUUCUCAGGGCUACAAAACUUUACAGAGGAAGCCUAAUUGCACUCUGCAUUUCCAAUGUAUUCUUCAUGCUUCCAUGGCAGUUUGCUCAGUUUGUGCUGCUAACCCAGGUUGCCUCCUUGUUUGCAGUAUAUGUCGUGGGGUACAUCGAUGUCUGUAAAUUACGGAAGAUCAUUUAUAUACACAUGAUUUCUCUCGCGCUGUGUUUUGUUCUGAUGUUUGGGAACUCGAUGCUGUUGACGUCUUAUUACGCUUCCUCUUUGGUAACUAUUUGGGUUGUGCUGGCAAUGAAACCAUUUUUUAUGAAAAUAAAUAUAUCAGAAUUUAGUUUAUGGGUUAUCCAAGGAUGUGUUUGGUUAUUUGGAACUAUUAUACUCAAAUCUUUGACCUCCAGGCUCUUUGGCAUUGCCGAUGAUGCUCACAUCGGCAACUUACUGACCUCAAAAUUCUUCAGUUACAAGGAUUUUGAUACUUUACUAUAUACCUGUGCAGCAGAAUUUGACUUUAUGGAAAAGGAGACCCCCCUGAGGUACACAAAGACGCUGUUGCUUCCUGUUGUUCUUGUAGUAUUUAUUGCAGUUGUCAGAAAGAUUAUUAGUGAUAUGUGGAGCGUCUUAGCCAAGCAGCAGAAGCAGACAAGAGAAUACCAGUUUGAUCAUGGAGAGCUGGUGUACCACGCCUUGCAACUGUUGGCAUACACAGCCCUCGGCAUUUUGAUUAUGAGACUGAAACUCUUCCUGACGCCACACAUGUGUGUUAUGGCUUCCUUGAUCUGCUCUCGACAGCUGUUUGGAUGGCUCUUUUGCAAAGUGCACCCUGGGGCUGUUGUGUUUGCCAUAUUAGCAGCGAUGUCAAUUCAGGGGUCAGCGAAUCUACAAACACAGUGGAAUAUUGUGGGGGAGUUCAGUAAUUUGCCACAAGAAGAACUGAUAGAAUGGAUCAAAUAUAAUACCAAACCAGAUGCAGUGUUCGCGGGGGCUAUGCCUACCAUGGCCAGUGUAAAGCUGUCCGCGCUGCGACCUGUGGUGAAUCAUCCACACUACGAAGAUGCCGGCCUGAGAGCCAGAACAAAAAUAGUGUAUUCAAUGUACAGUCGAAAAGCUGCUGAAGAAGUAAAGCGAGAACUGGUCAAACUAAAAGUGAAUUACUACAUUCUGGAAGAAUCAUGGUGUAUAAGAAGAUCCAAGCCUGGCUGUAGCAUGCCUGAGAUUUGGGACGUGGAAGAUCCCACCAACGCUGGAAAGACACCCCUCUGUAACCUCCUGGUGAAGGAGUCCAAGCCUCACUUCACCACUGUAUUCCAGAACAGUGUUUACAAAGUCCUAGAAGUUAUAAAAGAGUAACGGCCACGUGAGUUGCUGCUGACAGAUGACUACACCAACCAUGGUCUUAAUGUUUUGCUAACGAGUCAUGUAUCAUUUUUAAUUCAAAUCCCAAAAUUUUUAUAGGCAACUUUUCAAAUGGGAGAACAUAUUACUUGGUCAGUUCAAGUGUCAUUCUGGCUGUAAAAAUGACUUACGUGCUUAUUGAUGGGUUACUAUUUCAGUACACUUCUGGAAACUUGCUAUGCAAAGAAGUAUAUGCCUACACUUGACUAAAAUACGCGUGCUGACGUGAGCAGAGAUGCUUGUGUAAAACUGUGUGCUGGGUCAUGACAGAGAUAGUGGGAAAAUGUCAUCCAUCCUGAGCAGUGCUGGGCUGAUUUGAGUUUCAUGGAGCACUGGUGUCCCUUGCUUUUCUCUCCACCCCUGCUCCUGGGUCUGGGCGACAGACCUGUGGUUCUUGCAGGCUUGGUCACCUCCCCUGCUCCGCAGCGGAGCUGUGGUGGAUGGGCAGGCCUCGGUGUGGCUGUGUGCUAUCACUCUUGAGAUUUUUUUUGUUGUUUUCUGUUGCUCUUGUGAAUGAAACGCUUCCUGCCUUUUCUUUUUCCAGGCUCUUGGAUCUAGUGGCUAGGACCAAAUCUGUUUUAACAUCCAACCCUGUGAUGUUAUUGUCUCGCCCAGUCCCCAGUUUUUGUCAGAUAAGUGAUAAUUUGCUCAUUAAGUUGCUUAGCAAGUACUUGUUCUUGAUAUAAAAAAUGGUAACCAUGGAUUUUCCUCAUUUUUAGUAUUAUUCAGAUGUUUAUAUUUUAAUACCUUUAAACCAAUUUAAAAAUUUUUCAUAUUUAAUUAUAGGUUAAAAAUUAUUUUGAAGAACCCCAAAUGUGUGUAUCUAGAAGCUAAUGUAUAUUUAAGUAGAUAUAAUAUGCAGCAAACUGUAGUGUCCGAUAUUUUCUUUUAUUAUUAAGAUAUAAUAAAACAUAACUAAUUUUUCUGUCAAAAAAGUAAAUGAAUAAUAAUGAAUGAGUGGAGUUUUUACUGUUUUGUUUUCAAACGUUAAGUCCAGUGUUGUAAUUUUUGCUUCGAAAAACCAUCAUUUCAGUGUGAGGAAUGAGUGUCUUCAGCCUUCUACUUCAUUUUUUUUCUUCUUAUUUUAUUUUGAAAAAUUUCCAAAUCUGCCUUGAAUUCCUUGUAUAAACCUUUGUUUCUUAGAAGUUAAUUGGUGUGAAAUAAGAUUGUUGGAAACAAUGAAUCAUCCUCAUUUUAUGAAAUGGUUGUCGGGCUUUAAUUCUAAGCUUACCGUGACCAUGGUUGAGUACACUUUUAAUCACACAGUGUUCUGUUCAUUAACCAGAGCAGCUUCUCUCCCUGUGGCUUGUCUGUGGGACCUGGCUCCUCUGGAAUGCGUUUUGGCUCGAACUGGGAGCCUGUCUUCCCUGGGGUAUAGCAGGUGGCUACGGACAGUGCAGUAGCCCAGGAAUGGUGCUGGAGCCCUGGGGUGUCUCCCAGGAGACUGCAGACUUGUACUUGCUCUCUCUCAUUUGCUGCGUGACGGUUUUAUUUCUUAGGGUUUUGUAUGCUUUGGAAAAUAGGGGAGUAGCUGGGGAUUUGUGGAUUCAGAAUCACACUGGAGCAGUCAUGCUGCAACUUGGAAAAACAUGAAGAGAACACUUGAGACUACAGGGAAAGAGCCAGCCUGAGUGGGGACGGGAGGGUACUUGGGCUUCCGCAGCGAUCCCCACUUGCGUGUGGCAGGUUUUGUACAUACAGCAGUCAGCUUUCAAUCGUGCUUCUAAUGUUGCUCUGUUCUCACCCUCUGACAGUUCCUUUCAUUCAGAUACCAUUAUGGUCAUGUCAUGUGCUGGGCAACAUUAAAAGUAGCCUAAAUCAGUGUUUUCAGAAAAUCUUUUUGUAACAGUAUUUCUUCAUGUAACCCCACCAGCAAAUGAUGCAUUCAGGCAGAGGCCAUGGGCACUUGUGUGCUGCUGGCUACCAACCUGGAGUCAUGGUGCAUUCUGGGAAAAGCAGUAUUAAGGCUCAGUAUUUUGCAUAUUUUUAGCAUUGGAAAAUAUUUUUGCUUUCCUGUGAAGACAGUAAAGGAGGCAAUGGAAAUAGCUGUUGCUAUGACAUUUAAGAAAAGCCAAGCUGGGGCAGUGGUUCCAUAAAAAGACCAAACCUUUCCGAUUGCCCGGCAGAAAGUGCUGCUGAACCAAGCCGGUGCCAUUGAGGGAAGGCGAGGGAUGCAUUGGGGUACAGGGAGACUGCCUAGGAGUAUUGUAUUUUUAUGAAUUUUAUGCCACUUGUCUACAUGGACUAUAUGUUAAAUAAAAAAGAUCAUGAAAACAUACAGAAA
Molecule: messenger RNA, 4601 nt
Organism: Cavia porcellus (domestic guinea pig)
Lineage: Eukaryota; Metazoa; Chordata; Mammalia; Rodentia; Caviidae
Gene: Dpy19l1
Product: dpy-19 like C-mannosyltransferase 1
Exons: 22
Coding region: 68-2272 (734 amino acids)
Cellular component (GO): nuclear inner membrane
Molecular function (GO): mannosyltransferase activity
Source: RefSeq, a predicted model, not a curated record